Messenger RNA from Fusarium sp. VM40, 3291 nucleotides. NCBI's taxonomy places the organism in Eukaryota, Fungi, Ascomycota, Sordariomycetes, Hypocreales, Nectriaceae. The record is from the annotation of a GenBank genome assembly.
AUGUCUCAACUCUCGCCCGAUAUUCAUGCAGAGCUUUCGCAGCUUCUGCUAGCUUUGCAGUCCCCCGACAACAGCAACAGAUCCCAGGCCGAGGAGCACCUGCAGAACAACUGGACCGCCACUCGUCCCGAGGUUCUUUUGAUGGGACUUGCUGAACAGAUCCAAGCUGCUGGCGACAAUGCGACUCGCUCCUUCGCCGCCGUUAUCUUCCGGCGGAUUGCUUCCAAGACUCGCAAGAAUGAGGCUGGUGAGAGUCUUGACCUCUUCAUUUCUUUGACAAAGGACCAAGCCGCCGUCAUUCGCCAGAAACUCCUCGAGACCCUUGCGGCCGAGUCUGAGCGCCUUGUUCGCAACAAGAUCAGUGAUGCUGUGGCUGAACUGGCCCGCCAGUAUACAGAAAACGGUGACCUGUGGCCAGAGUUACUGGGUGCUCUUUUCCAGCUCAGCCAAGCCCCCGAACCCGAGAAGCGAGAAAAUGCAUUCCGAGUAUUUGCUACGACACCUGCAAUCAUCGAAAAACAGCAUGAGGAAGCUGUACUCCAAGCUUUCCAGAAAGGUUUCAAGGACGAGGCCGUUAUGGUCCGUCUUGCCGCAAUGGAGGCUUUUGCCGCUUUCUUCAGGACUAUAAGCAAGAAGGGACAGGCUAAAUACUACGCCCUUAUCCCCGAUGUUCUCAAUAUUCUCCCCCCGAUCAAGGAUUCCCAAGAUUCCGACGACCUCAGCAAGGCGCUCCUUGCCCUUAUCGAUCUCGCCGAGUCAGCACCCAAGAUGUUCAAGCCUCUUUUUCAGAACCUCGUACAGUUUAGCAUCUCCGUUGUUCAGGACAAGGAGCUCGACAACAUAUGCCGACAGAACGCCUUGGAACUUAUGGCUACCUUUGCCGAUUACGCACCCUCCGUCUGCCGAAAGGACCCCUCAUACACAAACGACAUGAUUACUCAGUGUCUCAGUCUUAUGACAGAUCUAGGCGAGGACGACGAUGAUGCAUCCGAAUGGAUGGCCUCGGACGAUUUUGACCAGGAUGAGAGCGACCAGAACCAUGUUGCUGGAGAGCAAACCAUGGAUCGCCUUGCGAACAAGCUUGGAGGACAGACGAUUCUUGCUCCCACGUUCAACUGGCUCCCCCGCAUGAUGACUUCUAUGGCUUGGAGGGAUAGACACGCUGCUUUGAUGGCUAUCUCGGCCAUUUCAGAAGGUUGCCGGGAUCUCAUGAUUGGUGAGCUCAGCCAAGUGCUUGAUUUGGUAGUUCCUGCGCUUCGAGACCCUCACCCUCGAGUUCGAUGGGCCGGCUGCAAUGCCCUCGGCCAAAUGAGCACUGAUUUUGCUCCCAAGAUGCAGACCGACUACUACGAUCGUGUCCUCAAGGCAAUCAUUCCUGUCCUUGACUCUCCUGAGGGUCGAGUCAAGUCUCACGCCGCUGCUGCCCUCGUUAACUUCUGCGAGGAGGCUGAGAAGUCAACUCUGGAGCCAUACUUGGACGACCUACUAUCGCACCUGUUCCAGCUUCUCCAGAACGAGAAGCGAUAUGUUCAGGAGCAGGCUCUUUCCACCAUCGCCACCAUCGCCGAUGCUGCUGAAGCUGCCUUUUCCAAGUAUUACGACACCCUCAUGCCUCUACUCGUCAACGUUCUGCAGAACCAGAGUGAGAAGGAGUACCGACUGCUGCGUGCCAAGGCCAUGGAAUGUGCUACACUGAUUGCUCUGGCAGUUGGUAAGGAGCGUCUUGGCCAGGAUGCCAUGACUCUUGUCGAACUCCUUGCCCAUAUCCAGGCCAACAUCACAGAUGCGGAUGACCCCCAAGCGCAAUACUUGAUGCACUGUUGGGGUCGCAUGUGCCGUGUUCUCGGCUCUGAUUUCCUCCCCUUCCUUCACAACGUUAUGCCACCCCUGCUGGAGCUUGCCAUGGCUAAGGCUGACAUCCAGCUGCUAGAUGAUGAUGAUCAGGUCGAGCAGAUGCAGAACGAGGAAGGAUGGGAGCUUGUUCCACUCAAGGGAAAGAUGAUUGGCAUCAAGACAAGUACUAUGGACGACAAGCACAUGGCUAUCGAGCUUCUGGUUGUAUACGCUCAGGUUCUCGAGGCUUCCUUUGCUCCCUACGUCGCAGAGAUUAUGGAGAAAAUUGCUUUGCCUGGUCUGGCCUUCUUCUUUCACGACCCUGUGCGAUACAUCUCUGCCAAGCUCGUCCCUCAACUACUGAGUUCAUACAAGAAGGCGUACGGUCCUCAGUCUAACGAGCUCCGUGGUCUAUGGACUGCCACUGUUGACAAGUUGCUCGAGGUCCUGACCGCAGAGCCCGCCAUUGACACUCUCGCAGAGAUGUACCAAUGCUUCUACGAAUCCGUCGAGGUUGUUGGAAAGGACUGCCUCUCCGCAGACCACCUUAGUCGCUUUAUCGAUGGAGUUCACUCUGCCAUUGAGGACUACAAGGACCGCGUUGCCCAGCGUGUGGAGGACAAGGAAGGAGCCACCGCUGACGACGUGGAAGACGAGGCUGAGGAUACUCUUAUGGCUAUCGAAGAUGAUCAAACAUUGCUCUCAGAUAUGAACAAAGCAUUCCAUGCCAUCUUCAAGAACCACGGCGCUGCGUUCUUGCCCGCUUGGGAGCGUUUGAUGAGCACAUAUGAGGGUUUCCUUGGAUCUGCCGAUCCUACUCAGCGCCAGUGGGGACUUUGCAUCAUGGACGAUGUCCUUGAAUACUGCGGUCCUGAGAGCACAAGAUAUGCUAACUAUAUCACUCAGCCUCUCAUUGAAGGCUGCCGAGAUCCUUCGCCGGCCAUUCGCCAGGCGGCGGCGUACGGUAUUGGAGUCGCGGCUCAUCGAGGCGGAGCCCCUUGGGCACAAUUCCUAGGUGGCUCAGUUCCAUUCCUGUUCCAAGUCACACAGGUGCCUGAUGCCCGUAGCGAGGACAAUGUCUACGCGACUGAGAACUCAUGUGCAGCGAUCGCCAAGAUUCUCCACUACAACGCCAGCACUGUUGCUGAGGUCCAAAACGUGAUCACGCAAUGGGUAGAGACUUUGCCUGUAACCAACGACGAGGAAGCAGCACCGUAUGCUUACGCCUACCUGGCUGAGCUGAUUGAGCAGCGAUACCCGGCUGUGGUAAGCCAGGCUGGCAAGGUCUUUGUUUUCAUCGCCCAGGCGCUGGAGGCAGAGACCCUCGUGGGACAAACAGCCAAUCGUGUGGCAUUGGCGACUAAGGGGCUCCUGACUACGACCGGCGUCGACCCUACGCCGCUUUUGCAGCAAUUCUCUCCCGAGUCGCAACGAACUAUCAUGGGCUUUUUUAACUAA